Parnassius apollo (apollo) is the source of this 315-nucleotide messenger RNA. The record is from the annotation of a GenBank genome assembly. NCBI's taxonomy places the organism in Eukaryota, Metazoa, Arthropoda, Insecta, Lepidoptera, Papilionidae.
UUGGGCCUGACGUUUUCCUGCCAGGCAGCAGCGGCGGCGGCGACGAGCGCCGCGAGGAAAGCACAGCGAAGCACGAUCAUGGCACUAUUCACAAGUCGUCAUCACUCGGAGAGCACUCGCGACGCGGUUCAGCGCGACGAUAACGGUCAGGACGCACGGCGGCUGGCGGCAGACUGGCGGGCCAGGGGAGACCGGGGUAGGUCGGGGGGCGCGCUUGCGCGGCCGGCGCCCCGCGGUCUCGCAUGCGUGGGGUUGCGGAGUGCGGACCUCGCACGUGACGCAGCCCUCCUCGCCCCAACACACCCUCGUGGCUAA